Molecule: messenger RNA, 927 nt
Organism: Periconia digitata
Lineage: Eukaryota; Fungi; Ascomycota; Dothideomycetes; Pleosporales; Periconiaceae
Source: the annotation of a GenBank genome assembly
AUGUCGGGAAAGUUAGAAGCGCUCAAGCCCCAGCGUAAAAUUGAGCUGUACUCGGGGAACUACUUUGCAGCAUGUACUUUGGGCGGAAUCAUAGCUUGCGGACCCACGCACACAAUGGUGACUCCUCUCGAUCUUGUCAAGUGUCGCCGACAAGUAGACGAUAAACUCUACAAAUCGAAUACGCAAGCCUGGAAGAUGAUAUACCGUAGCGAAGGUCUCCGCGGUGUUUUCUUCGGUUGGUCACCUACUUUCGUCGGGUACGCUUUCCAAGGUGCAGGCAAAUACGGCUGUUACGAGAUCUUCAAGUACUUGUACGGGGAUAGACUGGCGCCCAACGCAAACAAAACUCUAGUCUACCUCGCUGCUUCGGCUUCGGCUGAGUUCAUAGCUGAUAUUGCGCUGUGCCCCCUUGAGGCUAUCAAGGUCCGCAUGCAGACAACUAUGCCUCCUUUUGCCCACUCACUUCGGGAAGGCAUGAGCAAGGUGAUUGCGGAAGAGGGCGUUGCCGGUCUGUACAAGGGCCUCUUUCCACUAUGGGGCAGACAAAUACCCUAUACAAUGGUCAAGUUUGCGACCUUCGAGAAAGCAGUUGAACAAAUUUAUAAGACGCUGGGAAAGCCGAAAGAAUCUUACGGGACUCUCCAACAAACGGGGGUAUCUUUCUUGGGUGGUUACAUUGCAGGAAUCGGUUGUGCGGUUGUCUCUCAUCCCGCAGAUGUAAUGGUCUCCAAACUGAACUCGGACCGUAAGCCAGGAGAAGGAGCUGGGCAGGCUAUGACGCGAAUCUAUGGGAAGAUUGGCUUUGGUGGUCUCUGGAAUGGUCUGCCAGUCAGGAUAUUCAUGAUUGGAACGUUGACAGCUUUCCAAUGGCUCAUCUACGACUCUUUCAAAGUAUACUUGGGCCUACCCACGACCGGCGGUCACUAG